CGUCGGCGUGCGACCUCCUCUGCGCCACCUACCCGCCGUCGCCGGUCACCAACUCUAUCCAUGGCUGAUGCUGAUAGUUCAAAGUCCAACAAUUCGGAGCAGCGAUCCUAUCUUCGGCUCGAUCCUCCGAAAUUCAACGGAGACGAUCCGUGGGGAUGGACUUUCAAGGUUGACAUGUAUUUCGACUAUUACGAAACGUCGGAAGAACACCGUCUACACUUUGUCGGACUACUCUUCGAGCGGCCGGCGCUGGAUUGGAUCAUUUACCAAAAAAAACACAAAUUGCUGAAAUCAUGGCCUGAGUUCAUGGAAGCAGUGAAACAGAGGUUUGAUCCAACAUAUCAUGACAAUCAUUUCGGAAUAAUCUGUAAACUGAAACAACGCAACACGGUGAUGGAAUAUCAGACUGAGUUCGAGAGGCUUUUGGUCAAGAUUAAGGGUGUGUCGAUAUCGGAGAAUCACCUCGUCUCCAUAUGUGAAUCGGGCUUCAAGGAUCCGAUCCAGUGGGAACUUCACUUGCGAAGGCCGACGUCCUUGUGUGAAACGUUUGCGCUUGCGCGCGAAUUCGAGAAGAUGUAUGAUGAAGGCUUCAAGUAAGAGAGGUGUGCUUUGGUUGUUUUGUAGUUUUAAUUUUAGUUAUUUUGUUUUGAGUUGAGUUUUAUGGGGAUUGAUUUUAUUUGCGGUUGUUUCCUAUUCGAAUGAGAAGUUGAAUUUGGAUAUUGUCCUUAUGAGAUUGAAAUUAUCUUUUUG
Molecule: messenger RNA, 750 nt
Organism: Salvia hispanica
Lineage: Eukaryota; Viridiplantae; Streptophyta; Magnoliopsida; Lamiales; Lamiaceae
Source: RefSeq, a predicted model, not a curated record